AUGAUCAAGCUGAAGUACCAAAAGCAGCCAAAACCCUUCCGGACUAGGCUGCGGCGCUCCGACGAAUUGCUACCAAGCUGCCCAAGGCCUGCCUUGCUGCAGCGCGGAUUUGUCGAAGAGCAGACUGCGCCUCUGCAGAGUGCAUCGAAAAAUGAGACGGCGAAGAAAUUUCGCGAUUGGCUCCAGGCACUAUCGCCCCGAACUCUGGUCGUCUAUUCCGACGGGUCCCGUUCUACCGAAGGCCACGCCGGAUAUGGCUAUGUUGUUCAUCGGGACGGAUCCACCGUCUUGCGCGACAAGGGCCGUCUCGGGCCCGCCGAGAUUUUCGACGCUGAGGCGAAAGGUGCGUUGGAGGGGUUGAAGGCUGCGGUGAGCCUUCCAGAAACUGACCGCAUCUUUGUCUGCCUCGACAACCUCGCGACCGCAACAUGCUUACGGGGCACGCCGAGCGACUCCUCGCAAGAGGUCUUCCUUGAGUUUCAAUCUUUGGCGCGAAAAUACGGAGCUGUGGAGGUCCAUUGGAUCCCCGGCCAUGCUGACAUCCCAGGCAACGAGGAGGCUGAUGCUCUGGCAAAGGCGGAGCAGCACUGCCAGAACCCGCUGAUAACGUCCCGACGCUAG
Messenger RNA from Hirsutella rhossiliensis, 621 nucleotides. RefSeq names its product RNase H domain-containing protein. The coding region runs from base 1 to 621 and encodes 206 amino acids. The transcript has a single exon. Gene Ontology annotation, molecular function: nucleic acid binding; RNA-DNA hybrid ribonuclease activity. NCBI's taxonomy places the organism in Eukaryota, Fungi, Ascomycota, Sordariomycetes, Hypocreales, Ophiocordycipitaceae. The record is from RefSeq and is a predicted model, not a curated record.